AUGGGAAAGGGCAAGCAAAAUGGAGAAUCAGACAACAAGGCUGGGAAGAAGAAUCAGAAAAAGGGAGAUCUGGAUAAGUCGGAUAAGAAAAACCAAUGUAAAGAAAUUGUUUUGAAGGUUAACAUGCACUGUGAAGGAUGUGCUUCAAAAGUUUCUCAUUGCUUGAAAGGAUAUGAUGGGGUUGAGCAAAUUAAGACAGAGAUUGAAGACAAUAAAGUGGUUGUGACUGGGAAAUUUGAUGAUCCAACGAAGAUAUUACGAAGAGUGCAAAAGAAAUUUAGUAAAAAUGCUGAGUUAAUUUCCCCAAAACCUAACCCUAAACAAGAUCAGAAGAAGGAGCCACAACAAAAGAAAGAAAGUACUCCGCCAAUCAAAACUGCAAUUUUAAAAAUGAACAUGCACUGUGAUGGAUGUGUUCAUGAAAUCAAAAGAGGCAUUGAGAAAAUAAAAGGUAUUCAAACGGUGGUACCAGACCGGUCAAAGUCAACAGUGCUUGUACGAGGAGUCAUGGAUCCUCCAGUACUUGUGGAGAAAAUUAAGAAAAAACUUGGGAAACAUGCAGAGCUUCUAAGUCAAAGCACAGAAAAACGCAAAGACAAUAAAGACAAAGACAGCAAUAACAAGAACACCAACAAGAAAGAAGACGGUUAUGGAAACCAAAUAUUCAGUUACCCUCAGAUAUUUAGCGACGAAAAUGUACAUUCAUGUUCGAUCAUGUGA
Molecule: messenger RNA, 720 nt
Organism: Eutrema salsugineum
Lineage: Eukaryota; Viridiplantae; Streptophyta; Magnoliopsida; Brassicales; Brassicaceae
Product: heavy metal-associated isoprenylated plant protein 8
Exons: 5
Coding region: 1-720 (239 amino acids)
Molecular function (GO): metal ion binding
Source: RefSeq, a predicted model, not a curated record